Molecule: messenger RNA, 1908 nt
Organism: Eremothecium cymbalariae DBVPG#7215
Lineage: Eukaryota; Fungi; Ascomycota; Saccharomycetes; Saccharomycetales; Saccharomycetaceae
Gene: MKS1
Product: Mks1p
Exons: 1
Coding region: 1-1908 (635 amino acids)
Biological process (GO): regulation of nitrogen utilization; negative regulation of transcription by RNA polymerase II; mitochondria-nucleus signaling pathway
Cellular component (GO): cytoplasm
Source: RefSeq, a predicted model, not a curated record
AUGGAAGAGUUUGAGUUAGGGCCAACGAGUCGGGGGGUUAGCGGGGCGGAAGAGAGAGGGGUGCGUACUCGGGUGCUGCUGAAUGAUCCGAAUACCGAUCAUAUAUACUUGAAGGUGACGCCGAAUUUGUUUACUCAGGAGAAGCUGCAUUUGUUCGAGUCGAUGGAUAUGUAUACGUCUUUGAUUAAGUGUGCUAAGUUUAUGGAAAAUGGGGAACGGCUGCAUAAUCUUAGUUGGAGGAUUCUUAAUAAGUCUUUGCUUAAGGAUAAUGAUAUUAACAAGUCCAAGAAACGGGACGGGGUCAGGAAUUUGUAUAAUGUGAUAAAUCCGGCUAAGCAGUCGAAUUUGUUGCCAGUGGCCUCGCCCAAGACUGCUCAGCCGCGUUCGCAGCAACUAAGACGAUAUAAUCAGGAGAGGUCACCUCAGAACUCUUUUUCGUAUGUUUCGUUGCAUCAACAAAAAGAUGGGUCCUUGCAUUCUACUGAUGGCAGCCCAAUCCGCGAAAGGGUUGCUGCAACUAGUUCAGGAAAUAGAAAUCGUGCGGCUACGAGUUUACAAGUUCAAGGCCAAAUGCUAAGGAAGGCACCUGUUUUCUUGCCGCAUUCGUUUGCCAAGGGUGGCAGUGAAGCAACCGGUUCCAAGUUGAACCAGGAUCCGGCAGCUAACUAUGGACGGGAAAAGAUUUUUUACAUAGAUAAAACACCGUCCCCAGAGCCUCCGUCAACAAGAGAUCUGCAUUCACCUUCAGAUCCUGUUUUAAAAAGGACUCCAUCACUGUUUGUGGCGGGAAAUUCUAAUGGUAAUCUAGGGUGCGCAGCAGUAGCAAGUGCUGCAAGUGCUGCAACUACGACAAUGACCGCGACGUCAACAAUAGCAACAACAACAACGGCUUCUUCCGUUAACUCUGGCAACACACUUGGCCGCAGAUCAACUAGGUCUCUCUUGGACACCAGAAACCAAUCAUUAUUCACACAAAAACCAGGGGGGCUCAAUGACAUGGUCCAUGAUGCUUCCACAAAGGGCCAAAUCACCCGUCAUGAAUUAUUAUUGAGUAGCGAAGAUGAAGAAUCAGACUGGGAUUCUAUGUCGGAUGAUAGUGAUUUAUACGACGAUGACGAAUUUGAGGAAGAGGAAUACUACGAAAAACAAUGGGACGAGUUAAUGUUCACUAAAAACAAACAUAAUAAUAGUAGCGAUGAAUCGCUUUUAUCGGCUACCCACGAUUUUCGUAACACCCCUGAUGGGGAUGUUACUACUUCCCGCACAGGUGGUGUGGAAGUUAAAAAAUCCUUGUUAAGUGACCUCUUUCUCCACCAACUUCCGCAUACAAGCAUGACAACAACCAACAAUGACGACCAGAACAACAGCAGCAACAGCAACAACAGCAAAAUACCUAUAAAUGGGAACAAUUCUUUAAUAAGUAGAAAAGUCUCCGUGGUAUCCAGAAAUGAAACAUCCAAUAUCACUGUCAAUGGCGCGGUGACUCCUUCUUCCUUUAAAAACACAUCCAGUUACCUCGAACAACACUUUUCUAAUGAAAAUGCAGCUCCCACGCCUUCAACCACUUCUCAUAGCUCAGUUAAACACGGUUCUAGAGGUUCUUUUAGCAGCGUGAUAUCUGAUUCAACUCGUGAACGAUACCUGCAUGAAUCUAACGCUCCUUUAACUGCACAAACUAUCCUUCCUACCGCUUUGGCGACACAUAUGUUCAUACCCAACGGUAUCCAUCAGCAACGCAUGAUAGCAAGACACAGUAUACUGAUUCCCACAGGACCUAGCACUACGUUUAAAACCAGGAAGGAAAGCAUGGAUAUACCAAGUAAAAACCGAAACAAUAGUUUCUUAAAAACAAGGAUGGAGUUAUCAGAGGAAGAAAGCUUUAGCAGAGUAUAUGCAAGAAGGAUAUAG